GGGGGCGGGAAGGUUGUAGAGCGGCAUGUUGGACUCGUUUUGCAGGUCUUUAAGUGGUCGCGCCCCCUCCGAGAGCGCGGUCUGACGGCGAGGCGGUCCCAGGCACUCUCGCUUCCCCGGUGAUUGUAAACUGCUGACCAAUCGCCAUUGAACAUAGUUAAAACAGAAAAUAAGAAGAUGGCAGCAAACCCUUCAGGACAAGGUUUUCAAAACAAAAAUAGAGUUGCAAUUUUGGCAGAACUGGACAAAGAGAAAAGAAAAUUACUAAUGCAGAACCAAUCUUCAACAAAUCAUCCUGGAGCUAGCAUCGCGCUUUCGAGACCCUCUCUUAAUAAGGACUUCCGGGAUCAUGCUGAGCAGCAGCAUAUUGCAGCCCAGCAGAAGGCAGCUUUGCAGCAUGCACAUGCACAUUCAUCUGGAUACUUCAUAACUCAAGACUCUGCCUUUGGGAAUCUUAUUCUUCCUGUUUUACCUCGCCUUGAUCCAGAAUGAAGAAAAUAUUUGUAAUGAAAGUGACUUUAAUAUCAAAUGCCAAAGCUACUAUCAUUCAGUGCUACAUGAACUGUGACUUGCAGAACUUUGGUGAACUUUUAUAUUUUUUGCUUCUUUAAAAGAAUGGUAUGUGUAAGUGAAAGCAAAAAAGGAGGGUAACCAGGAUGAUGAGAGCUUUGGAAACUGUAUUGUCUGAGGAACUGAUUAUGUUACCCAGGACUGUAACUUUUUGUAACGCAGUUUGAUUUUUAACCCUGAAUCAGACUUUGAAUUGGAUGGUCACAAAAACUCACCCCCCCAGCUUCCAACUAGUUGGAUUGAGUAUAUCAUGUUCACAGUGGACUUUCAAGAACCAUUUAUAGUACUUAACUUGAAAGAAAUGAGGCUGCUUUUUAAAAAUGUGAGCUAAUAGGCUUAAAUAAGUUGCUUUUGUAUUUGCUGUUUAUGGAAUUGAUAUCAGUGUACCUUUUGACUUUAUAGUUAACAUAUCAUCCUGAAAUAUCCUUUUAACUCAUAGCUAGUUCCCCUAUUCUCAAUUUUAAAAGAAAACCCAAGAUAAGACUAAGUUACCAACCAGUCUUAAACAUUUUUUAUAAACCCAUGCCACUAUAAAUUAUGUGACUAAAUGCUGUUAAAAACAAUUAUAAGAAAUGUAGUGGUGUUAAAAUUUGUACAUGCUCUUAUUUAGUGUUACCACAUAAAUGGUGUGCCUGCUUGGUUGUAUUGUCCAUUUUUGUUCUAGUUAGAUAUGUAUGUAAGUUGAGCCCCUUUUUGAUUACUUUAAGGAGGAAGGAGUUCGAUUAAGCAAAUUUCUCAACAUGACACAUCUUUAACAGAACCUGGGGUUCUUAUUUAAAUAUGCAGUUCCCACUGCCUUACCCUAGUCCUACAGAAUUAGAAUCUCUAAUUCAAAAUAAAGUCUGAAAACCAUGGGUUUAGAGAAUUCAGUUUUCAUGAUAUAUAUUUAUAAACUCAGUCUCAUAGGUCUCUGCAACUUAGAGGUCAUUUAGCUAAAAUCCUACAUUUUUUUUUACUUUUACAUAAAUAGAGGGUUGAAAUUAUAUUUUACACUGUAUCACAGAUACAGUAUUUUAUAUAACUACUUACAACUGACCUCAUCUUGGCCUUGAGUCCCCAUCCUCUCUGGGGGCAGGAUGAAAUUUAAACUUAAAAUUCCAGUUGGGGUCAAUAGUUAGUCAAAGUUCAUCUCCCUUUUCAAAGAGUUUCUUCUCCCUCCUUCCCUAGAUAUUUGCACCAGCCACACAGCCUCAUCUUACCCAAACUGUAUGAAGCAGGAGUGACAAUUUGAGACUUAACUGUGCCCUUUAGAUUCUCCUGAGAAUCUGAACUGAUUUUCUUCAAUUGGGUGAGUUGGCAGUUGUCCCCACUGUAGUGGUCACCAUUACAGCAAAGGUGCCCUUAGGCCUGCUGCUGAGGAGCUCCCCAGGGGCCUCUGGCUCCUGUCCUGCCUCGGGUCCGUCCAGCUAUUCCUUGGGCCUCCUAAUAGUGGCGUUCAUUUUCUUGAAUUACUUUGACUAAGUUCCUGUUGUGUGUGAUCCAUGACCUACUGGCAUGGUUCUAAAUCUAUCUACUGAUGCUAGGGAGAUAAAACAUUUGGAUUGUGUAAUUUUUAUACUGUUGAAGCCUCUACCUAAUGUAUGACUUUUAUAACCUAGAUAAAGAGAUCUUUUUUCCAGUGGUAUCUUUUCUAGUCUCUUAGCCUUUUAAAUAGAUGUUGCCUAAAUCCUGCAGUCCUGGCUAGGAAGCACUUCCUCCCACCCCUCUGCGUUGAGUCCCCUACAAAUUCAGUUCAGUUCUGUAUGUAUUUAUUAAUAUCUACUCUGUCUAUAAAGCACUCUGUAAAGGCUUUGGGGGGAAAAGAUGAGUGAGACCUGCUCUUAAGGCGGUCACAGUGGAGGAGCCUCCUCUGGUACAGCAGGAAUGACGGACGAAGCCAGAAUGCACGGAGGGGCACAGGAGAGGCAUCCUGGAGCAGGCGGCAGUCCAGAUAGGCCUAGAAGUAUUGGUAGGAUGUUACCUGGCAAGAGAAGGAAGAGCUGCUCCAGGCAAAGGUCAAGAUUUCAUAAUCAAAGAGAAGUAGGAACCAAGACAGUUGUGAGGACCGCAGGAAAUAAUGGAAAGGGCAGGAGUGGACUCAGAAGCCCUGAGGUCAAGUUCCAGCAUCGCUUCUCUCAGAUUGCGGGUGAAUUUGGCGAGAUCACUUAGCCUCUCUUUCUUUACGUGUCGCUUGGUCUUGUCUGUAAAAUAGGAACCUUACACACUCUGCCUACUUCAUAAAUUGUCUAGACCAGGAUUUUUCAAAGUGCAGGUCUCAACCUGUUACUGAAUUGAGAAGCCAACUUAAUGGCUUAAUGGGGUGUGACUAGCAUUUUUUUUUCCUUAGAAAACAUUAGAGUGCAUGGCACAUAGUAAUAGAAGAUUCAUGAAACAAAACCUCCUGUUUCUGUGUGUUUGUGUGUUUGUUUUACUUGUUUACUGUAUGUUCCACCAGUAUGUAAGGUCUUUGAAGACAGGGAUUUUGUUUCCCUCCCUCCCUCUUUGUUUACUACUGUGUUCUGCUUAGAAUAGUAUUCGGCAUAUAGUAGGUGGUCAGUACCUACUCACUGAAGGAACAAACGAAUGAAUGACUGAAUAUGACCUGGAUCAUGAUGUAAAGGGUAUUUUUUUUACUGUGAGUCAUGGCAAAAAAGUUUUGAAAGCCACUGCUGAAUAAUACAGAUGAUAGUGCCUUGUAUGAUUCUGGAAUAAAAACUGAAAUGACUCAAUAAUUUCAAAGGCAGAUUUUUUUUCCUGAACAAUCUAUAAGCUGUCUCAAUAAGUUGUCUUAGUUCUUUGCUUCACUUUGGCAACAGAAACUCAGCCUUUCUAUGAGUUUAAGGCCCAUUGAGGCAAGGUUUUGGCAAAUAUGGUUACACUGAGAAUAGAAGAUCAACAGAGAGAACAUCAAUUCAUCAGUGCAGUUCCACUACCGGAAUCCCCUCAGCUAGACCAAGUCCCAUUUCAACAGCAUUAAGCUCAACCAAUAUUUGCUGAGUGCUUUUCUUAUUCACGUCUGUGUGCACAGUGACUAGUGCACAGUAGACACCCACAAUUUUUUUUAAUGAGCAAAUAAAGAAUGAACAUGGAUAGAGGAGAACUGUCCUCAAGAAUCGGACAACUUAGAGCGGGCGAGACAAGCACGCUGACAGCUAAUACUGGUGCAACUUAGUGAAGAGAGAAUGAGUGCAUGAGCCUGGAAGAACCAGUGGAGGCCACAUCGGAGAACAAGCCUUUGAACUUGGCUUUCAAGAUGAGAGGAUUUCAGCCAGGAAAGAUGGAGCAACAUUCAAAGCAGAGGAAAAGCCCGCACAAAGGCAGAGAGGAGGGCAGAUGUAGGGACCAUUGUGAAGCAACCAAAAGUCCAAUUUGGCUGGACUUGUAUGGCUAAAUUUGGAUAAAUUUGUAUAUGGUGAUAAUUAGAAAUGAGGCCAAAGGUAGGCUGAAUUGAUAUUCUAGAGUCUUCAAUUCUAGGGUGAGGCAAGUAUCUUUAGCUGAUAUACAGCUGGGAGCUAUUGAACAUUUCUGAGCGUAGGCAGGUACAGAGAUGAACUGAUUAGGCCCUCAUCAGCUCUUGGGAAAGGGGAACUUGCCAGGCACCAGAAGAAUACUGUUCUUAAUUUCUACUGAGAAUUCAGACAGGUGUGUUCUGUUUACGUCUUCACCUCAACUCCAGCCCCAUCUACCUCUGCUGUCUCUUCCGCUUAGUUCUUGGACCCUUUCCCCAAGCUUCUCUUUCCUCACCUUCCACCCUUAUCUACCUCUCUCUUCCCCCCAGCAUUCUUCUCUAGCUCUAUCUCCAAGAAUCUUUUAGAAAGGAAAAAGCAAGACACCCUCACACAGUAUUCAUUUAAUCUUCACAUCAUCUCUGUGGUAGCGGAUAUUCUCAGUAAUCUACUCAGCAUUAAUUCUUCCUUUCUCCUUCCUAACAAUACCAGAUUUCUGGUGGGCAUGCCCCUUCCCAAUAUAGCCGGUGUGCUUCAGGAGAAGCUGACUGUCCCAGCAACAGGAGUGGGCCUUACAUGCUCCGAAUUGGUCAGGGCAGUUCCCUUUUGCCACAGCCAGUCAGCAUGUGGUAUUUCACAGGCCACAGGAUUUGGUUCAAGGUUGGACGUGUUACCCAAAUUCAACCCAAAUGAGUGAGACUUCAGGAGAGGUUUACUGGGCUUAGGGAAAAGAUGUGUUCUCACCUUUCUGAGAAUGCUUCCAAAAGAAAGUCUUUCUCUGUAGAUGUGUACAAGGAAAUACAUAUAAAUACAUUUACCUGAGUGUUGUUGGCAGCCAUCACGUGACCAGGCGGUGGAACCAGUCUUAGGAUAAAGCCACCACCAUACAAGGUGCAACAGAGACACUGGGUCCCUGAUGACAUCAUUGCACUGCUGAGUCAAACAACCCCUGAAGUGCUACCCUUUCUCUGGAAUUUCCGGUUAUGGGAGGUAAUAAAUCCUCAGUAUUGUUUAAGCCAGAUUACGUAGGUUUUCUGUCACUUGCCACCUAAAUGCCCUAAUAUAAGAUGUACUGACUUGCUAACUAACCUCUUAGCCACACAGCUAGGUAGUGGGAAAGCAGAACUCUUAAAACUCUGGUUUCUCCUCAGGACCACACAGUGCUGCCUCCACCUUACGCCCUUCUUCAUCGUCUGAAUCAAAGUUGGUUGCCUGUGCAUUCCGUGUCUUGCAGUUCAGUCCCCUGCCCGGCAUCUGCUGACCUUAACCCUUCCAUGACAUGUCCCUUCCUGAUGACUGCCCUACUGUGACCUCUGGAAUUCCCUUUGCUUCAAUCACCAAAAUAUAUCGAUGCAUUCCACCUUUUCCUCAGUACCUGGCUUUCUCUUGAGGUCUACAGGUCUCUUGUGCCUCUCAGGAGAAGCGAGAUCAGGGGUUCACAUCUCGGCUGCAGGUUCAGCUCAUUUCUGGCUCCCUCACCGUUGCCACUCCAGAAUAUUGUUUUAACUUCAUUUCAGAAUUCACUUCUUAAAAACGCACGUCCCAUCCCCCCUUAAAAACUUCAGUGUCAUCAUUGCCAAGUACUGUGAGCGCUCCCUCACGUUCCUUCAGGACCUUGGCUCCCACUCCACAGGCUCCCUCGGCGCCACCCCUGCUGCCGUCCUGGGGACACUGACAGCCAUCUUAGUGUGAAAUAACACCCUAGUCUCCCAGGUCCUCAUCCUCUGCUCCAAAGACCGCCUUCUCCAUUCUCCAGUCACCAUACACUGGCCAUCCCUGAACCUGGAAUCGGCUGUCUCUGCCUUCUUGCUCCCCAAGUUCUGCAGCCACAUACUCGGAGAUUUCACUCUGUCACUUACCUCUUUUCAUUCCUCUCGCUCUUCACAGAAUCAUGCUUUUUGCCUAUAAAUGUGAAUCUACUUAAAGACCUUCCAAUGAUCUUCUGUCUUUUUCAAGCUGGACUAACUGUCCCUUCACCACCAGACUGUAUUUGUUUCUUUAGCCCCUCCCACUACCACAUCUAAUCACCCUACCUGCAUUUGUGACCAUUUACUCUGCCUUUCUUGCUGUAAUGAACCAAUGGUUCAUGUUCCUUCUGAAGGCUGAUUUCUACAUUUGUCUUCCCUUCAUCUACACCCCAUUCCAUUAUUGUCCCAUUUCUCUGCUUCCCUGUACAACAGACUUCCCAAAAGAGUCAUCUAUACUAGCUGUCUUUAAUUUCUCUCCUCCCAUUGUCACUGGAACUGACCCUAAUCAAGCUUAUGUCUCCACAAAUUCUCUGAAAUUAUUCUUGUAAAACCACCAGUCAUCUCCACUUGGCCAAAUCCAAUUCUCGAUCUUCAUCCCAUCUUUUUUUUUUUUUUUUUUUGAGGAAGAUUAGCCCUGGACUAACAUCCAAACCCAUCUUCCUCUACUUUAAUGGGACGCCGCCACAGGAUGGCUUUGAUAAGUGUAUGUAGGUCUGUGCCCUGGAUCCAAACCUGUGAACCCAGGGCUGCAGAAGCAGAGCGUGCAAACUUAACUGCUACACCACCAGGCCAGCCCCAUUCAUCCCUUGUCUUACUUGAACUCUCAGCAGCAUUUUCCACAACUUAUCACUCCUUCUUUCUUGCAAUACAAUCUGCAUUUGUCUUCAACAAUACCGCACUCUCCUGGUUUUCCUCCUACCUUAUUGGUUGUUUCUUUUCCGUCUCAUUUGCUGGCUUUUCCUACUUUGAAAUGCAAAAUGUUGGACUAAAGACCAGCCUUUCCAUUUCUUUUCUAUCUACAGUCAUUCCCUGGGUAAUCCUAUCUAGCACCAUGGCUUUAAGUACUGACUGUCUUCUUAUUACUUUCAAACUUAUAUCGCCAGCCCUGAUCUCUCCCUUUGUGGUGGUUAGUCUCCAAAGAUGGCUGCCAUCAAUUCCUCCUGUCCCUAUGCCACUGUUCUCGUCAAAAGGGGGAGUCUGUUUCCCCUCCCCUUGCAAAUAUGCUGGCCUUGUGACGUGUUUUGACAAAUAGGAUAUAGGAUAUGGCAGAAGAGACGUUAUGUCAAUUCGGACCUAUGUUUUAAGAGGCCUGACAGCUUCUGCUCUUGUCCUUUCUGGAGAAGCCAGCCACUCUGUAAGAAGUCUGACUCCCUGUGACUGCCAUGCUGUGAGGAAGGCCAAGCUAACCCCAUGCAGAGGCCGUAUGGUGGAGCACUGAGGUGCCAGAGAUGUGAGGGAAACCACUUUGGACCUUCCUGCUCAGCCCAGCCACCAGCUGAAUGCAGGCAAGUGAGUGACCCCAACUGAUGCCACAUAGAGCAGAACUGCCCAGCGGAGCCCAGUCAAUGCACGAAAUUGUGAGAAACAAUACAUUGUUGCUGUUUUAAACCUCUAAGUUUUGGGGUAGUUUAUUAUGCAGCAAAAGAUAACUAAAUACCCUUGAUCUCCAAACUCCCACAUCCAUUGUCAACAUGACAUCUCCACUUGGAAGUCUAGUAGGCUUCCAAACUCAACAGGUCCAAAAUCAGAUUCCUGAUAGCUCACCUUCCCAGCAUGCUCUUUCCCCCAUCUCAGUAAAUGGCCAUUUGCACAGCCAUUAACAUGGGAGUCAUUCUAGGCUCCUUUCUCACAUUCCUCUUUCAAUCUUGGCAGCACUAGCCUCAGAAUACGUCCGGAAUCCCGUGAAUUCUUACUACGUCCACUGCUAUCAUCUUGCUCCAAGGCACCAUCAUCAUUACUGAGACGACUAGAAUUAGCCUUCAAACUGGUCUUCCUCUUUCCAUGUUUGUCCCCUGCCCUCCAUCUCACCCCACAGUUGAGAAUAUUCAACACAGCAGCCAGAGUGAUACUUUAAAAAUGUAAAUAAGGCACCCCACAAAAAAUGCUCAGCAUCACUAAUCAUUAGGGAAAUGAGACCUAUGAGAGCACUAGGACCACUCAUUAGGAUGGCUAUUAUCCAAAAAACAGAAAAUAGGUGUUGGCGAGGAUGUGGAGAAAUUGGAACCCUCGUGCACUGUUGGUGGGUGUGUAAAAUGGUACAGCUGCUGUGGAAAACAGUAUGGCAGUUCCUCAAAAAAUUAGACAUAGAAUUAUCAUUUGAUCCAGUAAUUCCACUUCUGGGCAAAUACCCAAAAGAACUGAAUGCAAGGGCUCCAACAGAUAUUUGUGCACCUGUGUUCACAGCAGUAUUAUUCACAAUAACCAAACAGUGGAAACAACCCAAAUGUCCAUCAACAGACGAAAGGAUAAACAAAAUAUGGUAUAUACAUACAAUGGAAUGUUAGCCUUAAAAAGGAACGAAAUUCUGCUACGUGCUACAACAUAGAUGAACCCUGAAGCCAUUAUGCUAAGUGAAAUAAGCCAGACACAAAAGGACAAAUACUGUACGAUUCCACUUAUAUGAAGUACCUAGAGUAGUCAGAUUCAUAGAGACAGAAAGUAGAAUGGUGGUUACCAGGGACUGGGGGCAAGGGGAGAUGAGGAGUUAUUGUUCAAUGGGUACAGAGUUACAGUAUGGGAUGAUGAAAAAGUUCUGGAAAUGAAUAGUCGUGAUGGUUGCACAACACUGUGAAUGUACCUAAUGCCACUGAACCGUAACAUUUAAAAAUGAUUAAAAUGGUAAAUUUUAUGUUAUGUACAUUUUACCAUAAUAAAUUUUAAUAUAAAUAUG
Molecule: messenger RNA, 8633 nt
Organism: Diceros bicornis minor
Lineage: Eukaryota; Metazoa; Chordata; Mammalia; Perissodactyla; Rhinocerotidae
Gene: INIP
Product: INTS3 and NABP interacting protein
Exons: 5
Coding region: 178-492 (104 amino acids)
Biological process (GO): DNA repair
Cellular component (GO): SOSS complex; nucleoplasm; nucleus
Source: RefSeq, a predicted model, not a curated record